Molossus molossus (Pallas's mastiff bat) is the source of this 3810-nucleotide messenger RNA. It is a transcript of the gene MIGA2, whose product is annotated as mitoguardin 2. Lineage: Eukaryota; Metazoa; Chordata; Mammalia; Chiroptera; Molossidae. Gene Ontology annotation, biological process: mitochondrial fusion. The record is from RefSeq and is a predicted model, not a curated record. The coding region runs from base 227 to 2008 and encodes 593 amino acids. The transcript has 16 exons.
GCCACGCCCUCCAGCGAUGAGAGGUUGGUUGUGCGGACGCCGGGGAAGGAGACGCUGCCCUUCCGCAGCUAUGGGAUCCCGGCUCUGUGGAGGGACCCUCUGGUAUGCGCAUUCCUAUCUUUCCGGGCUGUGGAUGGUGCCUGGGACACGGCCAGUAACCAGUUGAAGACAUUCUCCUUGGAAACACUCGGCUGCAAGGGCUCUUGCCUGGGGUGUUGGUCUUGCCAUGGCGUUUCGGAGAACUGAGGGCAUGUCCAUGAUCCAGGCCCUGGCCAUGACGGUGGCCGAGAUCCCCGUGUUCCUGUACACGACGUUUGGGCAGUCUGCAUUCUCGCAGCUGCGAUUAACACCAGGCCUGCGGAAGGUCCUCUUUGCCACAGCCCUGGGGACCGUGGCCUUGGCCCUGGCCGCCCACCAGCUGAAGAGGCGAAGGCGGAGGAAGAAGCAGGUUGGCCCCGAGAUGGGAGGUGAGCAUUUGGGCACGGUGCCCCUCCCCAUCCUCACGGCCAGGAAGGUCCCAUCCGUGAAGAAAGGCUACUCCAGUCGGAGGGUACAGAGCCCCAGUAGCAAGAGCAACGACACCCUGAGUGGCAUCUCCUCCAUCGAGCCCAGCAAACACUCGGGCUCCUCCCACAGCUUGGCCUCGAUGGUGGCGGUGAACUUAUCCAGCCCCACGGCUGCAUGCUCAGGACAGUGGGAUGCUAGAGGGAUGGAGGAGUCUGAGACCACCAGUGAUGGCAAUGUCGAGAACCUCUACAUGCAAGGCAUGGAAUUGUUCGAGGAGGCUCUACAAAAAUGGGAGCAGGCGCUAAGUGUGGGACAGAGGGGGGACAGUGGCAACACCCCUACACCGGGGAACAGCCUCCGGAACCCCGAGACUGCUUCAGAAGCACUUUCUGAGCCAGAGUCACAGCGAAAGGAGUUUGCAGAGAAGCUGGAGUCCCUACUGCACCGGGCCUACCACCUCCAGGAGGAGUUUGGGUCCACCUUCCCAUCUGACAGCAUGCUGCUGGACCUGGAGCGGACCCUCAUGCUGCCCCUGACCGAGGGUUCGCUGCGUCUACGGGCAGACGAUGAGGACAGCCUGACAUCCGACGAUUCCUUCUUCUCUGCCACCGAGCUCUUUGAGUCCCUGCAGGUUGGAGAUUAUUCGAUCCCACUCUCCAGGCCGGCUGCUGCCUAUGAGGAGGCCCUGCAGCUGGUGAAGGAGGGGAAGGUGCUCUGCCGGACCCUCAGGACAGAGCUUCUGGGCUGCUACAGUGACCAUGACUUUCUGGCCAAGCUGCAUUGUGUGCGGCAGGCGUUCGAGGGCCUUCUGGAAGACCAGAAUAACCGGCUUUUCUUCGGGGAGGUCGGCCGGCAGAUGGUGACAGGCCUAAUGACCAAGGCUGAGAAGAGCCCCAAAGCCUUCCUGGAGAGCUACGAGGAGAUGCUGAGCUAUGCUCUGCGGCCAGAGACCUGGGCUACCACACGCCAGGAGCUGGAGGGCCGGGGGGUGGUGUGCAUGAGCUUCUACGACAUCGUGCUGGACUUCAUCCUCAUGGAUGCCUUCGAAGACCUGGAGAACCCCCCGUCCUCUGUGCUCGCCGUCCUGAGGAACCGCUGGCUGUCGGACAGCUUCAAGGAGACGGCCCUUGCCACUGCUUGCUGGUCGGUCCUCAAAGCCAAGAGGAGGCUACUGAUGGUGCCUGAUGGCUUCAUCUCCCAUUUCUACUCCGUAUCGGAGCACGUUAGCCCUGUCUUGGCCUUUGGCUUCUUGGGACCCAAGCCCCAGCUCGCCGAAGUCUGUGCUUUCUUCAAGCACCAGAUCGUGCAGUACCUGAGGGAUAUGUUUGACCUGGACAACAUGCGCUACACCUCGGUGCCGGCACUGGCAGAUGACAUCCUGCAGUUGUCCCGGCGCCGCAGCGAGAUCCUGCUUGGCUACUUGGGGGCACCAGUGGCCUGCACUGUUGGCCUGAACGGUGUGCUGCCCCGAGAGAACGGUCCCCCGGAGGAACUGCAGUAGUGGCAGGCGAAGGCUGGGGAGGAGUGGCUGCUGGGGCCUCGUCCACGUGGUUGACGGCAGAGACAAGUCGCCUCCUCCCUCCUUUGGGUUGGCAUCCAAGGACCUGGGUGUCUGUGGCCAUCAGCAGCAGCAGGGCCCAGACCAUGGUGGCCAAGGGCAGUUGCCCCUGACCUUGCCCCACCCCCAUCACGUGGGAAUUCCCAAGACCUGGGGGGCAAACUUCCUUGGAGAGGGAUGGAGCCCCUGCUGACUGCCCGCAGCUGUUCCUCAGGAAGCAGAGGCUGGACCGUGGCCAGGGGGGCCCGAGGGAGAAGAAGGUAGUGAGAAAGAGAGAGGAAGGUGCUGUGAGAAGAAUUGGGGCAGGCAGAGCUGGGGUGCCCUGGCUGUGGGACCCCAAAAGCUCCCACCACCCCAAACCUGCUGACAAGUGGGGCUGGGGGUGGAGGUGAAAGGUGGGCAUGGCAGGGCUCUGUGGUGAAGGUCACUGAUGUCCUGAGCUAGAAGGAACCUGGGCUGAAAGGUCUCAGAAUCCAUACACGUGGCCGGCCAGUCCUGACAAUCCCCACCAUCACCCUAGAGAGUUUGCAACUCCAGAGAGUGGGGGUGGGGGCACCGUGGUGGACAGCAGGCUCGGACAGUCAGCAGGGGCAGAGGAGGGACUGGGAACUUGACAGACCCAAGCUCCAAACCAGAACACUGUCCUCUGACAUUCCCUCUCCCUGCCAAAGCCUGUCAUUUCUCUUCCCACUUCUGCCCACCAAAGACAGGUGGGGCUGGUCCUCCCGCCCCCACCCACCUCCUCUGCGAGCCCAGAACUCCCUGGGUGGUGCUAGGUGCUGAGCUGGAGUCCCCUCAGGCCUAUCACAUGUGCUGCGGUUGGCGGUGGCCCCAGAAGUGAGGGGCCCAGGGACCACACAGGGAAGUCAGGAGUGCAGAGCGGGGACCAGCUACCCGGCCCUCUCUUAGCCUCCAGCUGGAUGCACCGAUGCUCAGAGUCACGCAGCAGUGUAGGCCCACCUCCCGCUGGUCCUGCAAGAUGGAGGCGGUCAGCACUGUCCCACGUCAUUCACCCCAUCGCAGGGUUUCUGUCAGCCCUGCGGACUCACUUCUCUUACGGUGUUUUCACUUGAGCUGGGAUGUUUUAUUUAUUGCCUUAACACUUUAUUUUGAGGUUCUGCUCCUGUCCAGGUUGAGAGGCCUGCAAGAGAAAUACACUUCUCCCAAUUCUUCAUUCUCUGGAUUUGGGGACUGGCUCCUCAGGCCGGGCGGUCCCUCUCCUCUGAAUGGCAAAAGGGUCUGAGAGGUGGUAGGGUGAUCUUGCCCAUUUGGGUUGGGGGAGAGAGGAGGUGUGUGAGGGAGACGCCGGGCGUGGCCCCAUCAUCUGUGAGCCUACUUUCUUCCUGGAAUCCCCUCCCCUGGCACCCCACCCCCAUUCCUGUGCUUCCUCAGACUAGAGGAUGGCUGUGCAUUAACCUGAGUUCUGGCUCCAAACCCACCUCUCUGAGGUCCAGGUCAGUGCAGUGCCCACAGCCUCCUAGGCGGUCAGGACCCGGGGUGGCCCUCCUCCACCCAACAUUCCGUUCAUUUGCACUUACCCUGCGCUGUGAAUGUAAUCUUGGGCCUGGGCCCACUCACUGAUUUGUUCCCAGAUCACACAGAAGUGGCAUUUUCAUUUCGUCUUUGUUUACACAUCCAUGCACUGCCCCUGGCACUCAAUCUGUUGCAGCUUCUAACUUUUAUAUGGUAGAUUGUCUGUGCAUUGACUUGGAGUCAAAUAAAUGAUUCAGUGGAUUUCCUUCCAA